GAGCAAACUGCGCUACGCUCGAGCUGUUAGCCCUCCGGUCUUCUGGGCGUUUCCAUGGUGACAUCAGCAGCAGGCUGUCUGGAGCUCACUGACACGUACUGGUUUAUUAACAAAGUGCAGUAGGCGAGCAGGGAAGUAGCUAAACGGUAUCUAUCAGGGGAGGAGAACUUGUUGGACGAUUAAACUCUUCAGGUCUGUGUUCCUGGCUUCAUCAUGAACGUGUUUGACCGCAACAUCAACAUCGAUGCUCUCUUCAGAUUCUCUCAAAUAUCUCACUCCACCCAGGUGCACUUGAAGAAUGUGUACUCCAGCCUGACUCUCAGUAUGAUCGUGGCGGCCGCCGGCGCCUACGUUCAUGUUGUUACGCGACUCUUUGAGGGUGGCGUUCUGUCUCUACUCGGCUCUGUGGGGUUGAUGUUCUGGCUCGCCAUGACGCCCCACAACCCCGAGACGGAGAAGAAGAGGCUGGCUAUCCUUGCCGGGUUUGCCUUCCUCACAGGCGUUGGCCUUGGGCCCACGCUGGACUUUGUCAUCGCUGUCAAUCCCAGCAUCAUCGUGACGGCCUUCCUGGGAACUUCUGUCAUCUUCAUCUGCUUCACUCUCAGCGCCCUCUAUGCUAAACGCAGGAGCUACCUGUUCCUGGGAGGAACCCUGAUGUCCGGCCUGUCCAUCCUCUUCCUGUUCUCUGUGAUGAACAUGUUCUUUGGCUCUCUGAUGCUGUUCAAGGCACACAUGUACCUGGGACUGCUCAUCAUGUGCGGCUUCGUCCUCUUUGACACUCAGCUCAUCAUUGAGAAGGCAGAGAACGGAGACAAGGACUACAUCUGGCAUUGCGUCGACUUGUUUCUCGACUUUGUCACCAUCUUCAGGAAACUGAUGAUCAUCCUGGCAAUGAACGACAAGGACAAGAAGAAGGAGAGGAAGUAAAGGGCUCUGCAGUGAAGCGACUCUAAGCUGUAAAGGCACAGUUUGCGAUGCACUUGGUGCUUUUCACUUUCUGUCUUCAUUUCUCCUAUUAAAUCUUCUGUGGUCUUAUGUUAUUGACAGUUCUUUGACUUGUUUUGGAAUCUUACAUGGGCUGAAUGUAGGUUUCUGGCGCAGAAGGGCCGGUUUCCACCUGGCUGGGAGUUCAACACUGCAGUGUUUGAGCUGUAGGGGGCAGUGCUGCGUAACGGAGGAUCACUGGUGCAUUUGCGCUUAAGAUUUUACAUCGCUGUUGUUUAGUGCCAUGAAUUAAUGAGAUCGUAGACUCAUUUAAUGCAUCUUGUAAGCUUCUUGGACUGAUUUUUUUUUUUCUUUUGAUGUUUUAUUUACUUAUUUAUAGAUUUUCCUCGGUUUCAUUUAGCGGGAUAGUUGAAAGUGUAGCAUCCCAGCAUUUUUGAAGACCUUUUUCAGAAAUUCCAGUUUUCCUCCCCGAGUUUUUAUUUUGAGUUUCAAACGAGGUCAACAAUCCCCUCUGAACUCAUUUACCCAUCAUUCAUUUGGUUCGAGUGGUUGAGGAGACGGACGGUAACGUGUGAUCCAUCGUUUCAUUUUAACCAGACUUCUCCUCAUCUCUGCUGUCUAGACAUUAGUUUGCCAAAUUAAGUGACGUAAACCUGUCAGUUUUUGCUUCCUUUUCUUUUAAAAGUGUAAACUGUGAAGAUUUUAUUUUAUCGAUGUGGAACUGAAACUAAUUUCAUACAUUUGCUCAAAUAAAUGUGUUGAACAAA
Molecule: messenger RNA, 1712 nt
Organism: Oryzias melastigma (Indian medaka)
Lineage: Eukaryota; Metazoa; Chordata; Actinopteri; Beloniformes; Adrianichthyidae
Gene: tmbim6
Product: testis enhanced gene transcript (BAX inhibitor 1)
Exons: 10
Coding region: 214-927 (237 amino acids)
Biological process (GO): negative regulation of apoptotic signaling pathway; negative regulation of RNA splicing; cellular response to unfolded protein
Cellular component (GO): mitochondrial membrane
Molecular function (GO): enzyme binding
Source: RefSeq, a predicted model, not a curated record